AGUGAGGUCGGCUGGUCGGGUCCCUCCGCCGGAAAUGUCCGGCUGCCCAAGCUUCCCGCUGGAGCGGCGAGCGAGCGGCCGGCGGGCGGGCCGGCGCGUGACGGGUGGAGUCUGCAGCCACGUAAAUGCCUCGGCGUCGAGGCAAGGGCCGGGCCUAGCAGCUUUCUGUGUUGGGAAUCUCUAUAUCCCUGUAAUGGUCUGAUCCCUGAAAAAAUCUACAGUUUCUGUGGUCCAGCACUGCUAUGUUGUGACAAUCGGUUUUGUGGAAGCUUGAAACCUCCAUGUUUAUGCACACUUCCGUACAAUUAAGGAGAUGGCCAGGACGUUUAUUUUAAGCCUUGGAGAAUACAUUUUUUCCUGCCAUAAUGACCACCAAACACAUUUUCGGUACUGAUGUUUGGUAUGGCUACUGCUGAUGAAUCCUACGUGGAAGGACAAAAUGGAAGCAUUGUUUCCUACAUGAUUUUGAUAGUUGAGAAAUGGACUGGCUUGGAAAUUCUGGAAGGCUCCCUGAAUUACCUCGAUUAUCUCCUCUGGGUCUUCACCCCCCUCAUCAUUGUCUUCAUUCUCCCAAUGUUUAUUGUACUAUUCCUAUAUCUUUCAAUCCUUUUUCUACAUGUGUAUAAAAGAAAGAGAGAGUUGAAAGAAGCUUAUUCGAAUAGUGUUUGGGAUGGUGCAAGGAAGACUUUGGCAACUCUUUGGGAUGGACAUGCAACUAUAUGGCAUGGCUACGAAGUUCAUGGAUUGGAAAAGAUUCCUCGUGCAGGGCCUGCCCUUAUUGUUUAUUAUCAUGGGGCCAUACCUGUGGACUAUUACUAUUUUUUAGCUAAAGUAAUUAUCCAGAAAGGAAGAACCUGCCAUUCUGUAGCUGAUCAUUUCCUUUUUAAGUUGCCAGGUUUUAAAUUGUUGUUGGAAGUUUUUAGUGUUAUGCAUGGUCCCCAAGAGGAGUGUGUCAGAGCAUUAAAAAAUGGACACUUGUUGGCCAUCUCACCAGGCGGAGUCCGUGAAGCACUGUUUAGUGACGAGACAUACAGAAUCGUUUGGAGACGACGGAAAGGAUUUGCCCAGGUGGCAAUUGAUGCUCAAGUGCCCAUUAUACCUAUGUUUACACGGAAUAUUCGGGAAGGAUUUAGAACAUUUGGAUGCUUUGGUCUUUGUAAAUGGUUGUAUGAAAAAUUUAAAUGGCCAUUUGUUCCUAUUUAUGGGGGAUUUCCUGUCAAGUUUUGCACCUAUUUGGGUGAUCCUAUUCCGUAUGAUCCCAAUAUUACUGCUGCUGAGCUUGCUGAUAAGGCAAAGCAAGCUAUGCAGAGCUUAAUAGAAAAACACCAAAUAAUACCUGGAAAUAUAUUACGAGCCCUUCUGGAGCGUGUUCACUGGAGAGAGAAAAAUGAAUGACUAUGCUUUUGAGGACUCAUUUAGUGAACACUUUUUAAACUUUUCAUUUUCAAGAGUCUACAUCUAUACAAAUACUGAAUAAUGUCUCCUGUUGUGCAUUAAAAUUACUCUGUUGAACAUGUGUUUUGCACCAGUAUCAAUGUUCUUAACCCAAUUUCCUAACUGAUUUGUUAUGAAAAGUUGUAUUUACAGUAUGCCGUAUCAAAUGCCUCUCCAAUACAUUCCUGACCUCUGAGAUGCUGUGAAGAUGCCAUGAACAAGGACCAGAUGCUACCUGUUUGAAUCUGUGGGUUGAUAGAUGUUGAGAUGCCAAAUGUCUUUAGAAGUGUGCAAAUAGCAAUAGUGAAGUCAUGGAGAUAAUGUGUCACAGGACCUGUUGGGUUGUGGGCAGGGGUUAGUAUUAUAAAUAUCGAAAUACACACUCAUCAGAUGAAGUAUUGGAUAUGUUGUUAAGUAGUUCCAGACUGAUAUCAGAACAUACACUUAUAUUAACUGUCAUCAUUAUUUCUCUUUUUUUUUUAAGCAAAUUAUAUUCCCUUGCAUUUUGAUAUUCUGCUCAUAUGCACAUUACCCAUUGAUACAGCUUGUACACAUAGUAGCGCCACAGUAAAAUAAGUGGACUUCUCCUGAUAGUAUGCUUGUAGAAGGUGGUAAGGGCAUUAUUUCUCAUUGAUUUGAUAUAUACAGUAUUUACAUUUUAUCUUGAGAUCUCCUAAAGUUAAAUUAUCUUUAUUUUGGGAAUAUUCAAGUGAUCACUAGUGUAUGCAAAUCUGUUUGGUUUAACUUGGCCUGAUUUUAGUGUUCUAACAUAUGGUUUAAAACGGAUCCCAAUCUGACAUCAACAAUCUAUGAUGAUUCCAACAUCUAUGCCGAAGGAUUACUGUAAAUUGCUCUGCAUUUUUUGUCCAAGAUGCUGAAAACCACCCUUUCAUUCUGAAUUGGGGAAAACGUGUCCAUCAAAUGUAUUUACACCAUAUAAUGAACCAGAAUCCAACAUUUUAAUUGGUGUUGCCCACUUAUUCAUGACCUUGCCAUCAUGUUUGACAACCUUGAAUCAUUUCUGUUGAAAAUAACCUUAAAACAGGCCUACAUAUUAAUUCCUUUAAAUUUAAAAUGACUUUUGUUUUGGCCAGUUAAUGAUGUGUCCAUAAAUCCAAGCAUAAAUUAUGCAAUUUAUGAUUAAAAUGCAUGAUUUUAUUUGUACCUGGAAGGUGCAUGCAUAAAACAGUCUAACAUAUGGUAUGAUAACGCAGAAUUUGUAAAUUAGGCUGAAUUUGUCUUUCUUUAGCCAUCUCUUACAACUUUGAAACAUUCUUAAAAGAAACAAUAUAUCCAAAUGUUUAGAUUUCAGGAUGAAAAGAUUUUUAAGUUAUAUUGUGACUUUUUUUAGAUAUCCCAGAGUGCUGUACAACAUUUCUUUUGAUAUAAUCUAAUUUAAACGAUCAAAUACACCAAUCAGUAUGUUUACAGCAAUUCCUAUAAAUACCAGAUGCACCGUUCUACUUUUGGAAGCAUUAUUAGAAAUAAACAUUGCAUAGACCCAGAAAACUGACUUUUUAGAAUAAUGUUGAUGGAACAUUUUUUUAACACCACCUAAUAACCUGAUAGCAAAUUGAUUUAAUAACUCAUUUAAAACACACAAUUGUUGAGAGUUGCCAGUUGUAAGUGCUGGCACAUGGCUUAAAUCCCCAGCAUCUAAUUCAGAAGUAAGAUUGUUGUCAUUGAGCCAAUUUAAUUUAACAUGUAGAAGUUUAUGUGCAAAUUAGAACAUUCCAAUUAAAUCCAGGUAGCUUUGAGGCACAGCUUUGCCAAUUUUCAACCUUGAGGAUGGGAAACUCAUUAUCUUGUCUUACGGUUGGUAUUUAUAUUGUUUGGGCUAGUACCUUGUGUAUGAAGAUGAAAAAUUAUAAACUUAAAAUUUGUCGUCUUGUUAGACAUGCAGUGUAGCAAAGUGUGGCAGUGUGUGAACUAGCACUGAUCAAUUCUGGGUGACAUCACAAUUGCAAUUUUAGUUUCCAUUUACAUUUAUUCUUUCCAUUUGUUUGCAAUCCAUCCACAUUUUAAAUAAUAUUUAACGAUUUCCAUUUCAAGCAAUGCCUUCAUUGAAUUUGCUGCAGUUGUGUCUUUUCCAAGAAUUUGAUAAAUUCAGGAAAAAAAUAAUUAGCAUUGUAGGUGACAGGUUCUGAUGCCAUAAAGUGGAACUAUUACAAAAUGUGGAAUAAUGUCUUGGUUUUGUUCAACCUGCAGUAAAGAGGUACAGAGAAUCUCAGAUUUAAAUAAUCCAUUUCCAAAGCUGAAAAUGUACAUGGCACAAAAUAUUCCAAGUGUAAGAUAUUCCUUUCUAUUUAGUGUCAGAUGCAGUCAUAAUAAGAACAGCAAUAGAAUUUGGUGAAUGCAGCAUAUUUAUUUUGGAUAUUGCUCCCAAGUGUACACAGCAUUCCAUUGUGAGCCAGCAACACUAGCACAGUAAACCUUGAUGCUGGAUUACACUUCACUAUAUUUUCUGAAAAGCACAGCUUUAAAGACUUCCCCUUGGUGUUUUCUAUGUUCUCUUUAUAUUACUGUGAAUAUCCCUUCAAGGGAAUUGCUGACUGUUUGUGAGAUCACCCACAACUGUUGACCUGUGGAAUUAAUGUAUGUAAAUCUGAUUUUAUUUGAAUUGAACAAUAUCAAAUGUUUAGCAAUAUUCUAUGCGAGCAAAUCCUGCUUGCAUAUGAUUCAAAACAUUCCAUAUAUGUUGAUCACUUAUUCAGCAAUUUUUUAUUUUACUAAAUGGCCAAUCAGGCUUAUUUGUAUUCCUAGUCUAAUUCCUAAUGAUUGCAAUAUUUAUAACUAGGAAAAAAAGAUCCAUAUUUAACAUUUUCAAGUUCUGAGAAUGUGAACAAAUUUUUCUGCAUUCAUUAAAUUCUAUCAGUAAAUGUUGACUAGUGUUUUGGGUGCUGUGAUAAUCCAUAUAGUACUUUAAAAUUAAAAUACAUUUCUAUAUAUAUUGUAUUAAAAUGCAAAAUCUUCUGGACUGGAUUCUCAGGUGUGCAUAAAUAGAAGUUGGAUAUUAGCUUAUGUUAAUUAUUGUGUAUUUUGAAAAAAUCUUUCCUACUGAAGUUCAUAUUGAUUUUUAUUACUGAUAUUUAAUUGUAUAGAAUAACAUUUUCGAUGUUUCCAUCCAGAUCGCCAAAAAUGCCAAAUUUAAGUUUUUUUGGUGAUUUCUGUAUGUUAUUUUAGUUUGGCAAUCACAGGAUUCUGUUUUUUAUCUUGAUACUGCUUAUAAAUGUACACCUGGAUUAUUUGUAAUUCAUUUGUUUGUGAUGGUAAACUGUUUUGAAUUGAGCCUUAAAACUUUUAUUUCCCUCUUUAUACUUUUUGUAUAAAUGGUUUCUUUAUCAGUACAAGUGCCAAUGCCUGCUAUCCACAACAUUGAAAUGGAAAGGAUGCCCAUGCAUCUUGAUGAAAUCAAACUUCAUUGUGCUUCUUGCCCUUUCAGCAUUUUUUACAGGACAGUACAGAAGUUAAAUUUUGCCAGCCAUAUGCUUUUUAAAAUUUUUUUUUUAAAUUUUAACACCGGUUGCGUCCUUGAGAAAUGUUGCAUCUAUUUUUGUUUUUAAUUCCAUUGAAAGCUACUAUAGGAAACCAAUUAUAUUUCAAAAAGCACUUUUGGAGAAACACAAAGGUAGAUAAAAAUGCUGGAGAAACUCAGCAGGUGAGUCAAGACCCUUCUUCAGAAACACAGCUGCCUUUAAAAACAGUAUGCUACCCAUCAGCUAAAGUAUCAGAAUAUUUUUUGUUUGAGGUGAAAAUGUGCUAAACUCGUUACCUAAUAUACCAGAAAGACGAAGAGGAUUUCUUUAAUUAAAAAGUAGUAAAAUAAGGUAUAUUUUGUUCAAUUAUUAAAAUCUAAAGCUGAGCAGCUUAAACUCUCAAAAUCAGUACAUAAGAGAUUUAAACCAAUGCAGAUUUUCAUUUAAGGUUGAAAUUAAAGUUGGAUAAGAAUAUUAACUGACACCAUCUUCCACUGGAAGUGAAAUUUACCAUUGGUUAUAAUCUUGGUGCUCUCUUUAAGGGAGUUUUGAAUGGCUUGAUACAAACAUGCAUGUGAAAAUUCAAAUCAAGUUUCCAACUUGGUUUUAAAACAAAAUCCUUUUUGCUCCCAUUUAUUAACAAGAUCAAUUAUCAGCAGACCACUGAAGCUCCUGUUUUGUUUCUUAGUCUUGACCAACAUUGGGGUUAUUUGCACCAGUCACGUGGAUCAUUUACCCAAAUAACUGCGCUAAAGAUCUAGCGUAAAGGGAUGGAGGGGUAUGGGUCAAGUGGAAGGAGAUGAUUUUACUUGGCAUCAUGUUUGGCACUGAAAUCAUGGGCUGAAGGACCUGCUCCUGUGUUUUAAUUUUCUAUGUUAUCUAAGGUGCUAAAUCUAAAUAAACCACUCUACAAAAUGUAACAAGUUGUGCUGGUUAAGGUGUCUGUCUAUUGGACUCGAGCUUGGACUGGCUACAGACCAUUCCAAUAUGGAUAGAAUAUUGCAUUGCAUGGGACUGUCACUUUGGAAAAGGAUAUGGAAACUGAACAUCUUUGCGUAAUGUGGAGAGAGGCAUUGGGCUUCUAAUUAAAUCAAUCUUAAUGGUUUCUGUGUGACAUUGCAGACAGCAGGUCAUUGUACUUGUACUGGUGGCACAAUGAAAUGAGCACAAACUUUGUCGAGCUGCUAAGAUUGCAUAUGUACCAAAGUGAGCACAAAAAAAUUGUAAAAUGAUUACAUUUACAUUAUUUUGAAUCCUUAGUGAUUGUGUGCACAAUAGGUUGUUUUUAUGACUUUGCCAUUAUUUUUUCCCAAUUUAGAAUUUUGUCAUAUCAUGAAUUCUGUGCAUGUAACUUUUUAUUAUGAUUGUGGAAAUCAAAGUAAAUGACCCAAAGAGACAAAGGAAAUUUGUUCUCUGAAGACUGCCUAAUGUAUUAAUUUCACUGCCUAUGCUCUGUUAUGAAGAUCAGCCAACUGACUGAGCAGGGCGCAGCAUUAUACCAGCAAGUGAAAGGCAAUGGUAAUGUCGAUGCUCACUUUACCAUUGCUUUUAAAUUACCAAUUUUUGUGUAAUUGAUCGAACAAAUAUUAACAUUUGAAUGCAGUUUUAUUUCACUUAUUGAAGGAGAUCUUGUGGGAUAUGAUUUGGGUUGGGUUUUCUAUCAAUGUUGAUUGUAAUAAAUCUAUUCAAAAACAGACAAUUCAUCUAAUUUAUUUUUUCUAAUUUUUUGUACACUAAUUCAUUGUAUUUGAAUAUCAAGUUUAUCAUCUGCAAAUAUUGUGUAGUCCUGAAAUACUAAAUCCAAUGUAUUAUGGCAUUUCAGGCCACAUUAAUGAUUUUUGUGUUAUUUUGUGCAUAACCGUGAACUUUAAGAUUGAAAACUCUGGUUUUGUUUGAACAAUGUUUAGAGAACUGCCUUCACAAUUAAUGUGAAAAGUGAUUUAGUAUUAUGUUCACCUCAAAUGUCUAGAGUAAUAUUUUAAGCUAGUUGUAAUUGGCACUAUAUUUAAAUUGCAGGUUUCAUAUGACUUUAUCUAGAAUGGACUGCAUUAAAUGUACUUUCCUUUCAAAAAUUCUCUUCCACCAAUGUGGAAAGUUAUUUGUGUUGUCAAAUAUAAGUACUGCAGAUCUUAUUGUGACAACAUUCUAAAUUAUAUAUUGAAUAAAAGAUGUAGUAUGCAGUUAUUGUAAUGAUAUUCUGAACAUCAAGAAGAGAUUUGAGAACUUUGCAUUCAAUGCAGGAAUUAACAUGAAUAGCUUAUUUGUAACAGUGGGCCAUUCCUUGAUCUUUCCAAACAUAAAUGUUGUUUUGUGACAUUUCCAUUUUGUUCUGCAGCUUCUUACAUGAAUGUCGAGAAAAAGCAGUGUAUUUACCCACAGCAGCAUAAGAGCAUUUCUGGUGAUAUUAUCAGCAGCAUCCAGAUCGGGUGUAAGUGCUUUUGUUAGCAACUAUUUAGCACUGGUGACAGAAUCCAUUAUUUUGGGAACGUACCGAGUCAAAAUCUCGAGUGUCUCUCUUGGCACUUUAUUGUUUGAGAUGAUCAUGCUCCCUUAUUGGAGUUAUUAAAAGUAGCAGCGACAUUUACAACUGAAUGCAUUUAGAUGGAGAGCAAGGCUUGUCAUAAGUGUAGGAAAGAACUGCAGAUGCUGGUUUAAAUCGAAGGUAGAAAUAAAAUGCUGGAGUAACUCAUUAGGACAGGCAGCAUCUCUGGAGAGAAGGAAUGGGUGACAUUUCGGGUCAAGACCCUUCAGACUGAUGUCAGAGUAGUGGGCGGGACAAAGAGAAAAUGUAGUCAGAGACAGUAAGACUGGUGAGAGAACUGGGAAGGGGUAUUUGAAGCCUUAUUUGAUUAAAUAUAUUUGAAAAAAUAUACUUAUUAGGGUGUGAAUUCUAAUUUCACAUUCGUAAAGCCAUUGUUAUCUGAAGAUCACUUUGAAUUUGUCUUGGUCAAAGUGCAAUUGCUGAGAGAACCGGUGGAUCUUACGUGGUCUGAAUGUUGUGAUGUUACAAACCUGUCAUUUAUUUUUGUGCAGUUCCUUUAUUCUGUGUUAAAUCUUGUAGUGACAUGGGAGUGGAGUCAUGUAACUAUCUUGCUAAUGUCGAUACAACUUGCACAGUGAUGAACAAUUUCAUUGUAAAAACAACCUUUUGGGCUGUUUUACUUAGAUUUUAGAAAAAAAAAUCAUCUGAUGAUUAAAUACUUGAUUAACAAUUUUAAUUGCAAAAUACAUUUGAUCAUUGUAACAUCUGCUUUACUUUGCAAUUUUAAAGUGACAUGCUUUUACUUGCAAUAUUCCAAUUAAAAAAUGGUUUUGA
Molecule: messenger RNA, 8226 nt
Organism: Amblyraja radiata (thorny skate)
Lineage: Eukaryota; Metazoa; Chordata; Chondrichthyes; Rajiformes; Rajidae
Gene: tmem68
Product: transmembrane protein 68
Exons: 8
Coding region: 394-1395 (333 amino acids)
Cellular component (GO): membrane
Molecular function (GO): acyltransferase activity
Source: RefSeq, a predicted model, not a curated record